AUGAAGAAGGCAACGGAACGAGGGCUGGGGGGGACGGAGGCGCUGGGGUCGAGCCCACCGAGCUGCCGGCGCAAGUGCGGGGCCUGCCUGCCUUGCGCGCCCGUCCAGGUGCCGGCCGCAGCGGCGCGCGCGCAGUUGCAGUACGCCAACUACGAGCCCGAGGGUUGGAAGUGCCAGUGCGGCUCCUCCUUCUACAACCCCUGA
This is a messenger RNA of Spirodela intermedia, 204 nucleotides long. The record is from the annotation of a GenBank genome assembly. NCBI's taxonomy places the organism in Eukaryota, Viridiplantae, Streptophyta, Magnoliopsida, Alismatales, Araceae.